Molecule: messenger RNA, 9695 nt
Organism: Rhopilema esculentum
Lineage: Eukaryota; Metazoa; Cnidaria; Scyphozoa; Rhizostomeae; Rhizostomatidae
Product: zinc finger ZZ-type and EF-hand domain-containing protein 1
Molecular function (GO): zinc ion binding; calcium ion binding
Source: RefSeq, a predicted model, not a curated record
UGCGCUUGCCUGGUUCAGUGCAAAGAUAUUUCUUGGACCUAAAAUGGCGGAUGACUGUACAACGCGGAAAGGUUAGUGUACUAAAGUCAUCGGUGUCAUGGGGAACAGUACGUCAAACCAAAACAGCGACACAGAGCAAGAAGACGUUGAGGAUUCUUUUCAAGAAAACGAGAAAGACUCUGCAACUAACAUCGAGGGAAACCUGGACUUGAAUGUGUUAUUUGAUCUUCAAAAGCUGAGAGAAGCCUCUUCAAAAUUAUUAGAAGAAGCUGGUCCUAGCCUUCUACAGCAGCACCAGAGUACGCUUGUCAGAUGGAUCGACGAUCGAAAGUCGCGCGGUGAAGAAACGGUGACAUUGUCUCAGUUCACAGACUUUCUUUCGAACCGUGAUAUUGACAAAGAGGUCGCUUCAGAGAUCUUCAGACAGUUUGACAUCGAAGGAAGUGGCGUAGUGGAUGUUGACCAGUUUCAUGAGAUCCUGGUAAAUACCUGUAACAGCAGUGGUAUUGGCUUCCGGGACGAUUUACAGUUUGUCAAUGGACUCUUUCAAGAAUAUCAAUACACACCAGGAUUCUUGGACGCUUUCACUGAUGGUAAAACUGUUGUAUCGAAGCAUGGAAAAAAAUUAAACAGAUUCCUAGAACGUAAUCGUGCUCACAGCAAUGCAAUUUCGGUUCCCGCUUUGGAAAGUUUCAUUAAUACAACUGACAUGCGAAUGAGGGUUCUACAGGCCCAUUUAUCAUCAGUGAAGGAAAAGGCUGAUAUGAGAAAACGAGACCCGCCUCUACAGGAAGACGAGGUUCUUAAACCAAUCACAAGAUGUUUUACCUUGAUUGAAGUGUCAUCAAACCGAAGUGAAAUUCCUAAACUUACUGAUGGUGACACAAGGACUUUUUGGCAAUCGGAUGGUCCUGCAAGAUCACAUUGGGUCAGGUUGAAGAUUGCACCCAAUGUUGUCAUCCGCCAGCUGUCAAUCAAUGUGGCAUCAUCGGAUGAAAGUUACAUGCCUCAUGUUGUCGUUGUAUCGGCCGGACGUGACAUCUACCAUCUGACAGAAAUCAUUGAGAUGAAGGUGCCGAGCCAGUUCACAGGAAACUUUGUUUUAGUUGAGAACAUGAAAACAUACUUUCCAGUAAUCCAACUCAACAUUAAGCGUUGUCAUAGUGAUGGUUGUGACACAAGGGUACGCCAAGUCAAAGCUAUAGGAUACAGGGUUGUCAAAUCAAAAGGAGUCACAGUCGUAGAUGCUACUGCCAUGUGGUAUUUGUCAGUGCUUGCAUCAACAGCCCAAGCUGCGUUGCCCAUUGCUCCUGGAUUGAGAGAUGCCAUUAUUGGCCACACGAAAAAUGCACUUGUCCAUAUACAGCCACUCGCAUUGUCAUCUAUGUCAUCUGACAAACCGGGUUUCUUGAGUAAUAAUGUCAUGGAACAAAUGGAGAAAUUUUUGAGCAAUAUCGUUUCAAUGAGUGAACAGGCAGAUCCAAACGAUCUUUGCAUCUUGAUUGAGUUCGCCAUUGCCAGAGGAAGUCUUGGCAGUAUUAUCAAUGUACUAAAAAUUCUGCAUGAUCGGAUAGACGAGGAGUAUGAUGCAGGAGCCUUUGUGAAAGAUUUGGCAGACGUUAGGGACAAGGCAGUCAGGAAACAUGCGGCAUUGCUGGAUCUUUCUGUCUACUGUUGUGACGGCGGAUCAAAAGAGACGUCAAGUGGACCCUCAAAUGUGCUCUCGAAUUCGCUCAGUGGAGAUGCAUAUCUUUCAAGUGCUGGCAAAAAGAUAAUAAAUUUUGCAUUUAAUGCAAAAUCUAGAAAUUUGGUAACACCAACCAGAGCUUUCAUCAGGGUCUCAAGAGGAGCGAUUGGUGCUGAAGACGGUCUUGUAUUUGUCGUUGAUUCCCUCGAAGUAAAACCAUUGUCCAAAAAGGAGAAGGAGGAGAAUGCAGAAGAAGACAAGUUUGAAAGGCUCAAAGAUUAUAAUUCGUGGACGAGUGCUGAUUACAAAGAGCUAUGCUCUAAGAUAAAAAAUGGUUACAAACCAAAGGAAGAGGAUCCUGUCGCAUAUUUCAGUUUUGAUAAAGACUGGGAUGACACGGAGUUUCAGAUGGAUAGAAUGAAAGCUGGGCGGUUCAUUGUGAUAAAAUUUUUACGAACCCGGCAAGAAUCUGCUGAACGAAUGGGAGUUUCUUGCAUCAAUCUGCAUGGGUAUGAAGUGAACGAAGCCCAUUUGGGGUUCAAGCAAUUAGUGGAAAAACAUACACCACUGCCUGAAAAUAUCCACGAAAAAGUUUCCGGAAGACUUCUAUUCCUUCAUAUAUUGAGAUUUUUGGAUGCCAUGGCUGCAGAUACGUUAAGCGUCAGAGCUCAGAACCAAAAAGAACAACUCAUUGUUGAAAAAGACUCUCUUCUCGAUAUUAGUGACGCCUCGAUGCAGCGAAUUUGGUCAUUGUACAAACUGGCAUCAACUAGGGGCUUCGAAACUGAAUACGUUGCCGUUGCUUGCUCGUUGAUUCUGAGCGUGUUUCAUGUCACGCUACCAAGCAUGAAAGCAAGCAGUCAUCAGCAAAAGGACACUUCCAGGUCAAGCUCACGUUCGGAAGCCAGCACCGAGAACGCUGGACAGCCCUGUGCAGAAGUUUUCCAGUACCUUUGCGAUUUAGUGGACGAUGGCAAGGGGCCAGCUAGCAUCCUAAAGAUUGCUCAGGGCAUCAUUUUAGACGGCGCAGAGAUAUUUUUCCCAGAUGCCCAAGCAAGACGCGAGCAUCUUCUGUCCUUGGUCGACCAGGUUAUGGAAGAGAAAAAAGCCGUUUCCGUUGGCUACACCUUCGAGUCCUUGUGUCGGUUUUUCAGCAAUAGGGAUUCAAGUGGCCUGCUCGGUUUGCCAGAUAAUUUACCAUCCGCUGAUUUUGAUAAGAAUUCGGUUGUUUACGUCAUGCAAACCCUGGUGUCGGUCGCCUUCAGAGAGUGCAUUGUACGAAUCUCAAAGGACGAGAUGUCUGAUCGACCAACCAAUCUGGUUCAACUUCUCUGUGCCAUGCAGAAAAGUCUUCUCAACUGGUGUCAUACGCAUUGUGGAAGUAAAAAUGAAGAAGCGCAGAAUGUUGCCAAUUAUAUCGUUCUUGAAUAUGUCAAAUUAAUGUCUUGCAAAUGUGAAAUGGUGCUGCAGAAAUUGGAUAAGAUUGAAAACAUGACAAGAGUUAUCGAUCGCCUCGAACACACUUUCAUAUCUGCAGCCAUGAGGCAGUUGGUCCUGUUCUUAAACUUGUUUAGCACGAUGGAUCUGCCGAGUGUCAAGCUCCUUAAUACGCUGCAGAGUAUGGACAUGGAACUGAAGAAGGUCUCUCAGCAAGUUCCUGAACUGUUCCACCAGUCAACGACUGAUGAAUGGAGCGACAAACAGGAGAACGUUACACUUCGCACAUGGGAUGUCGAGUCAAGACACAAUUACGACAACAAUUUGCGUGUUGUAAUGGUUUUCAGUUGCCCUGGAUGCACGGAGUUCAAAGUUGAAUUUGAUCCAAGAUGUGAGACAGAGAGAAGAUACGACUAUUUAGAAUUCACUGAUUCCAAGGAUCAGAAAAGGAAGUUCGAUCAAAAAGUCGGAACGUCCGAAUGGCCACAGGUGGUUGAAUUCAAAGCAGGCCAGAAGCUUCACUUUCUGUUUCAUUCGGACGGUAGCAACAAUGAGUGGGGAUACAAAUUUAAGGUUUCUGCAAUUGGUCGCCCAGACAUCAAUGUUUCAUGGAUAUUUGAUUUGCAGUUGAACAUAUCUAGGCUGUUUGGAAUCCUGUGUAGCAAUGCCAUUGACUGCAGAAAAGCCGUGGAAACACAGUCAGAGAAGGCAAAAAAAGGAGAGAUUAGGCUCCUUCACAACGAGUUGUGGUCAUCCCUAUUCAGAGGUGGAUACCGUGUUGGCAAGCUUCAGAGAUCCCUUUCUGGUUACUAUGGUGCCAGCCCAGCUGAUUCAGAUGUAAAUGGAUUUCUUGUUAAACUGGUAGCUUCAGGUGAUGAGAAAUCGAAAGCACUCAUUCAAAGAUUCAGAGCAUCGCGCACGGGACACUAUCUGGGUGGAGCAGCCAUGGAUGAGGCCGUGCAUUCUGUGUUUGCAGCCUGUGUUUGGCACACGCAAGAGAUGAGAGAACAGAUAUCAUCGUAUGUAAAUGGAGAGUUACCCGCUGAAAUUCCCUCAUGCCUCAUGGCCGCUUUCACUGCAGCUGAGGGUAUACGAAGACUCCUGUUGGAAGCACGACAGAAGUUAUGUGUGUUGGCAGAAGAUGUUAAAGAAGGUGAUGGCGAGAAAGAUGUUGAGAUGGUAAACCCAGAUGCGCCGAUUCAUUCAUGUAAAGAAAAGUCACUUUUUCUGCUCAAAUUUGCUGGCCUAUCAAAGCUGCCCAAGAAAAUGAAAGAUGGAGAGAUUGGGAUUCUUAGUCGUGCCAACUCAUUACAUCGCUCAAGAUCAUGGAACAAACAUGACUCUUUGGAACAUAAACAUAGUCGUUCAGCAAGCGAUGACUUGUCAGUCUACGAAAGAUAUCCAGCGUUGAAAAUGGUGACAGAUUUUGUCACCAAUGAUGACUUCUCGUUACAAAGAAUAAAAGACCUCCUGAAGCAGCGACACGAGUAUGCAGACAAUGUUUCAUGUAUAUACUCAUUCAGCAAAGAUUUUCUACAGCAAGAAAAACCUUCCGAGGUCUUCUCACCUCACGUUAUUCUGUUCCUCCAACAACUGCUACACUGCCAGCACAACUUCCCCAGGCACUACUGCGAUUUCCUCAAUGGAUGUGGGCUUGAAUACGAGAACAAAGUUCGAAAGCAAUUUUAUUUGUUCAUCAGAUACCUCAGCCAGGCAGUCAUAAUGGGAGCUGCCUCUGAUAACGUCAGUGCACCCUUCUUUGAAAGUUGCAGAGCUUUUUUACUUCAUUUCUUGACCGUCGACUGGAAGCCAAAUGAUUAUGUAUUUCUAAUGGAAAUCGAGCUGCCAAAGCUAUUAAUGGAAGCAACCAAAGCCACUGCGUCACAUCCUGGUGACAACAUGGAGCGAUUUGAACUCCAAAUGCAUGAGAGGCAUCUUAAUUAUUUCAAAGAGGCGAAGUCCAUGGAUAUCGAUAAAUGGUGCGAGAAGACCAGGGAGUCUGCACCAAGAGAUGUGAAAAGAGACAUCAAUCUGUUCAUUGCAAGAUUUUCAGAGCAUCUCAAUGUUCAAAUCACGUGCGAUGGUUGUGGGGAGAAGUUGUCUGGUCGCCGUUAUCGUUGUCUCAAUUGCAUGGAUAUGGAUUUAUGUGCAAAGUGCUAUGAAAAUAACGAAAAGCCAGAUGAGCAUACGGAGGAGCAUGAAAUCAUAGAUCUACGGUACGGAUGUGACAAUUGUCUCGCGUUUAUAGUCGGCACUCGAAUACACUGCAAUGAAUGCGUGGACUUCGACCUCUGCUUGGGUUGCUUCAAGAAGCAGGCUGGCUCUGGACAGCAUCAGUUGACACACAGCAGUACAAAAUUCACAAUGAAUCUAAGUGCUAUUUAUGCGAGACCUCAAGAUGCUUGCUCGUUGAAGACUUAUGUACACCACUAUAGUUGGCUUAUGUUUUCAUCACUUGCGCUCUCGCUCUCAGAAAGUUUACAAGAACAGAAAACAUCAGGUUUGGAUGCUGAGUACUCGAGAGCCGCUGCUGAUCUUUUGUUGAGCUGUCUGAAUGCCCUUGCCGAUGUUUUGGAUUCGGUCAAAAUUGUCCCGGACCCUGUGGAAUCAAAAGACCAGGAGAAGACAUUGCCAAAAGCAGAAUCAAAGAAGGUGUUAGUAAGACAAAAUGGAUCAGAUGAAGAUCCGACAGUUGAAGAGACCCCAUCAACAGACGACAAAACAGAAGAUGCCGUUGUAGAUGGCGCUGUGAACGCGGAAGCAGCCAAUGGCAGUACAGUGCCACAAGCUGACGUAUCUAAUGUUUCCAUGGAAACCUCCUUCGAAGCGAAAACGGAAGAUACCAAAGAAGACAAGAAGACUUGCGACAAAACUGUGCCUGAUGCGGACUUAUUCGCAUCUGUUGCACAAGAUAAGAUUCUCGGCUCAUUAGGUGCAUUGAUGCCUCCAAAUCGCCAGCUAUCUUCGUAUCCAAACUCCGAGAAAUUUAUUUCCUUCAUUUCAACCCGACUGAUGCCAUCCAUUCUCCGACUCUUGCGGUCUGAUCAAACCGAAAUGAAAGUUAGAAUAAUUGCACUUGGUGUUUUAUCUAAAACGCUCAGAUGUGUUCCUCCAGAUGUGGCUGAUAAAGGCGUCGCUGCGAUGGAGGAAACCUCCUCAGAAGGUCAGGAAGCAAGCGCAGAUGGCAUCAAAACCGUGCAGCUUUUGUUUAAACUUGGAGCAGAAUGCCUCGCAAGAGCUGAUCUUGACACGGCGUCAGGUCUAGAAACAUUGUUGAAGCAGCUAACCUGCACUGGAAAAUGGCAUGGUAUUGUCACCAAGCAUGCGAAUGCCUGUCUUGAGAGUCUAGCUGUGGAUAGCAGGAAUCCUUCACUGCCGUCACUCUUCGCUUUGAUGUUUUUUGCCGGUUUCCCAGACGUUUAUCGAAUGGGAACAAUGGCAAAAGUCAACGAAACUGGCGCUGAUACAAAGGAUGUUGUGAUAUUCGAUUACAAUCAAGAUCGUGGCAUCGUCUCUGCCUAUAAUUUUAAAUCGAGAAAAUUGCAAAUGAUUAAGGAACAUCUCAUUGACGAUGAUGAUGCAUGGUCAGAAGGCACAGACCCAAACCGAAUACCUGUUUUACUGAAUAUCAUUAAAGACGUGCUGUCAAACAAAAAAUGUUUGCACAGUUCCGUGGAGCAGAAGUGGGUGCGUGCGUUAGUUCUGAAAGCCCUUUUAGGAAAUCUCAAGGCUGGCAUUAGCUCUAGUGAUAUGCUCAAGAUCAUGAACAGCUCUAUAAUUUCACUGGUAGUCAACUUGGCUUGUCAAGGGACACGUUUCUCCAAGCAAUGGCUUCUACGCGAUCUUGAGAUUUUGUCAUGGAAACUCUAUAAGCAGGUGCACACUACCGUUCAACCUGUCAAAGAGCAGGAACAGAAAGAUCCUCUAGAAGGGCUUGGCAAAGAUGCAAGAACUCUGAUGGAGAAUAUUCACGAUGCAUUGAACUGCUCGUACCCAAUCCUAAGAGCGAUGUAUGAAACAUGUGGACAGGAUGACGAGAAACUUAGAGAAGAAGUUCAAAGAAAUUUGAUUGACGGCGACGGCGUGGCUUUGCGAGUUUCAGAGGAAAUCAGAGAGAAGGCAAAGAAAUGGGAAACUGAGCCAGAUCCGAAAUCAUCGCCUUCAGAUUCUUCUGUUGACAUUGGUGUUCAUAGAGUUACCCCGCAGCUUAAAGAGAGCAAAGAACUCCGAGCGAAACCAGAGUCAGGCGAAGCAACGCACAAGUUUAUCACAUCAUUGACUGAGGCAGAAAAAUUUGAAACGAGAGGACGGCAGAGAAGGUCAAAGUCCGCAGAACUUCUGAGAGAAGAAUUGGAAAAUAAGCAGCGAACAGACACGACUAGUUUUAUCAAAAAGGUGAACCAUGCUGUCUCGGUUGGCUAUGCACGACAUCUUGUUGCUUGGCUUUUUUCAGUAUGGCCGGCGAACCAGAGGAUAACCAAGACCUACCUGAAUAAUAUUGAUGCAUCUAAGGUGGUAGGACUUUUAGAUUUGAUACAAGAAGCAGAGAACAAGGAACACUUUGAAAAGGUUGUGUUCAAUUUUGUACAGCUGUGCGACAAAGAGUUAGUAAAGCCAUUAGCCUUAUCAGCUGUUCAUUCGAUGGGAGAGGUGCAACUAGCCUCAGUUACGAAAGAAUCGGAGCACAAAUAUAAAAACAAUGCCAGGAUAGAGGAUAAAGUCGUGAUUCCUGGAGCGAUCAGCCUCUUCAUUCGCUUCGAUAAAAGGUGCGCGACAGAGAGCAAAUGUGACAUUCUUACCAUAUCAUCGUCUCCAAAUUACUCUCAAAACUUUAAGGAGUACAGCGGCACUGGCUACUGGCCUGAAUUUGAAAUGCCAGGCGACACGGUCUAUUACAAGUUUACAUCCGAUGCCAGCAACACUGACUGGGGCUGGAAAUUCACCGUCACUGGCGGCCAGCUUGGCAGAUUCGAAACUGGAUGUGGAAUCUUAAACGGUUUAUUAGCCCAAGACAUCGAGUUUUCAAGAUCGCUGCCACUGAAGCAGUUAUGGUCUUGGUUGAUCGUCGUUGCCUGUAAUCAAGUCGGUCAACAGAGGUUAAUGGCCACAGGGUUGUUGCUAAGAAUUCUACAGAUUUCUGCUGGUGACCCACUGCUGUUUGGUGAAAAUUUUGCACCUUUACGCAAAGAAGAAUGGCCAGAUUUGAGCCAGCUUAGGCCACUCUGGGCGCUGUACACAAAAACAAUGACGGCUGAAACAGUGAAAGGUACAAGCUAUACUCUGAUGUCUCCUGUUCUUCGUGGCUUAUCCGAGCUUUUCCUUGUGGUGGAAAAUGUGGCCCAGGACCUCGGUCUUGCAGAUGAGCUGGUUGCGAGGCUUGCAACUGAAGACAAGUUACGGAAGCGACUUACGCAGGCCGUGACAAAUAUUGCUGCCAUCGGAUUGGCAAUUGAAAUGCCAAACAAAGCUUUGGAUAUUUUACGGAAUGCCCCCUCAUGCCCUACAAUUUCGCAGGAGGGCUCUGUGAAAGAAUCCGAAAGCCAAAGCCGCCGAAGAUCAUCGAUCAUUGAAAUAACAGGAAACAAUUCAGAAUGGUCAGGCAGUGAUGAUGACCAAGAAGAUGACACAGAAGAGGAAGGUGAUAUGGAGAUAGACGAAGAUAGCAGUAUGGAAAGCUUGGACAGCCCCGAUGAUUAUAGUUUUAUUUGAUUCUUCAACCAAUCAUAAAUUCAAUAUUAGAAUAGCAAGUUAGAUAUAAUCAAUAUUGAAACAAAACUCGAAUUGAACAAAUGCAAAAUGAAAGGGCCCUAGUUAGUACGAUUGUAUCCUAGGUUAGCUGAUGAUAGGGGGCUUAUGACAAUUGGAGAGGAUCUAAACAAACAACCCCUUUCCUACCCUCCCUCACAGGUAUAACUCCUGCUAGUAUCUGUUGUAAUGUUGAAAUUUAACCUUUCAAUUUAUAAUAUUCUUGGUUUUAAAGCUAAAUAAAAAUUUUGUUUUAGUUUAAACCCAAUAAUGCGAGAUGACUCGGCAGAUUUGAACAUUUCUGUAAGCCACUUUGUCAUUUAAUAUGCACUUUAUAGUCCCAAAAAUUCAAGAUGAUAAACUGCCACUGCACUAAUCUAGGUGCUUAUAGAAUUCCAGUAAUGUGUUCUUUUAUAUGUUUCAUGUAAUUCAUUUGAGUUUUAUUGCUCGUACGUUUAUAUAGGCAAUUUUUCACAAGUAUUCUAAAUUAUGAUUUCAUAGAGAUUUUAACAGUGAUUUGCAGAUCUUCUGACUUAGAAUCCAACAAUCGUUUUUUCCGUUUUUGAUUCUUGUAAAGGAACGCUGACAAAUUAUCUAUUUUUCAAUUCAGUACAUCUUGAAAUGCAUUGUUUGACAUCGAACCAAAAGUGUUGUUGAAUAAUUUGUAGAUGAGGACUUUCACCGAGUUUAGACAACUGUCGCCUGUUUGUUUUGAAUUUGUACUUUGGCAAUGCGUUUAGAGUUUUUCAAAUUUAUCAGUUCGUUUACAUUCAUAACUAAUUUAGUUGAUAACGAACUUUUUUGCUAAUAUGAAAUGUGCCUAGUA